Chiloscyllium plagiosum (whitespotted bambooshark) is the source of this 1508-nucleotide messenger RNA. Its product is annotated as fatty acid-binding protein, brain-like. The record is from RefSeq and is a predicted model, not a curated record. NCBI's taxonomy places the organism in Eukaryota, Metazoa, Chordata, Chondrichthyes, Orectolobiformes, Hemiscylliidae. Gene Ontology annotation, molecular function: cAMP-dependent protein kinase inhibitor activity; lipid binding. Gene Ontology annotation, biological process: negative regulation of protein kinase activity.
UUCCGUUCAUUGUCUCUCCCUUUGCUCCAUGUAUUGGACUUGGCAACACCGCCAGAAUGCAAAUACAUGGCAUUGUUGUGGAGCGGGCCACCCGCUCCAGACAGGAGGGGUGGCCACUGGACUAAACAUCAGAAGUCAGCGGAGGACACUUCUCUUUAGAACGCAGCACGGACAGCCGUCGACUUUUACAGCAAGGAAACACUCAUUGCAACCGAAGAUGGACGCCUACUUAAAUCCUAAUGGAUGCAGUCGACAUUGACCGCGCCUCCUCCCCCCGGCGCUGCAAUGGUAGAGGUAAAGUCGCUGUCUUGGUACCCGAUACAAUUGUGUCACUGGUGAAACCUUGCACAGGAUGACGCGGUCUGGAUGUGUGAAUUACAAGGGAAUUCCUGUCUUCUGACUUGAUUUGAACCGAGCACCUUUUGCAGCUCACAAAUAUUGCUUUCCCCCCCUUUUAUCGUUUCGUUUUCGCUCGGAUUGGGCCCAGUCAGUAUAAGGAUGGCAAGAGUCUAAUCUUGGAGCAUAAAAAUUUGGACAGAGCCACUUUUUAAAAAAAAGUGUCGAGUAGCAUAUGACUCUGAGGGAAGGUGGUAAAAGUGAGAUUUUGCUGCAAUGACUGAGGUGGAACCUGUGCUGGACUUUGCUACGUCAGGACGGACAGGCCGAAGAAAUGCUUUGCCUGACAUCCUAGGCUCACCUGCUGGAGUCAGUCCAUCGGAACUUCCCAUGAAAUUGGCAGAACUAUCUAUUAAUGCAGGAAUGGACUUCGCGAACCGACAGGUGGGCAACGUCCUCAAACCCAUCACAAUCAUCAAAGUAGAUGGCGAUAAUAUUAUUCUGCAAACCAAGAGCACCUACAGAAACACAGAAAUUAUCUUCCAGCUUGACAAACCAUUCAAUGAACAUACUGCUGACAAUAGAGAUUGUAAGACAGUUGUAUCAUUGGAAGGUGAUAAAUUGAUACAGGUUCAGAAAUGGGAUGGAAAACAAACAACACUCACCCGUGAAAUCAAGAAUGAGCAUCUCAUAUUGACUCUUACCCUAAAUGACGUGGUUUCUGUUCGCACAUAUGAGAGAGAACUUGUAUGAAAAAACUCCUUUCUUCAUAUUACUAUGCUGUUAGAUGAACCUCCUUAUGUAAUAACUUUGCCUAAAAAUAAAUUACCAUCCGGAUGUCCCAAUACUAUACCAGUGAUAGUUUAUUGUGAAUUAUGAAGGGAAUUUAAUUUUUCUUAAAUGUGACCUUUGUCAUGGACCUUUUGUGGUGUGUGCUAUGAAAUAGCAAAAGGUUCAACAAUCCUGCCAACAGAUUGUAUAUAAAUUGUUCUUGUCCUCUCCCAAUUUGUUUAUUCUUAAUCUUAAGUGGUUUAAACCUCAGAAUCGUCAGUACUGACCCUAGGCAUAGCAAUAGGACACCUUUUAAAAAUAAAAUGCUAAAAAUUGCAAUCUAAUUGUAGGAUUACUACUAUGAGGACUUAUUUUGACCUUGUAUAUGGGGUGCACAAAAU